CCAGCAGUGUCCUCUGAAGUCUUUGGCGAAGCAUUUCAAACAAUACUUUUUCCUCCAAGAAUUUCAGAAAUUGAAAAGGGAUAAGUGGAAGGAGAAAAUGUUGGGCUGGUGUGAAGCAAUAGCUCGUAACCCUCACAGAAUCCCAAACAGCACAAGGACACCUGAGAUCUCAGGGGAUCUGGCUGAUGCAUCACAAAACUCAACGUUGAAUGACAAAUCCCCAGGACGUUCUGCAAGUCGAUCAAGUAACAUAUCAAAGGCAAGCAGCCCUACUACAGGAACAGCUCCCAGAAGCCAGUCCCGGCUAUCUGUCUGCCCAUCCACUCAGGACAUCUGUAGGAUCUGUCACUGUGAGGGAGAUGAUGAAAGCCCCCUUAUCACACCGUGUCGCUGCACGGGAACUCUACGGUUUGUUCACCAGGCCUGCCUACAUCAGUGGAUUAAGAGUUCAGAUACCCGAUGCUGUGAGCUCUGCAAGUAUGACUUCAUCAUGGAGACCAAGCUGAAACCACUCCGGAAGUGGGAGAAACUACAGAUGACGACUAGUGAGAGGAGGAAAAUAGUCUGCUCUGUCACAUUCCACAUCAUUGCUAUCACCUGCGUCGUGUGGUCAUUGUAUGUGCUGAUAGAUCGGACUGCUGAGGAAAUCAAGCAAGGCAAUGAUAACGGUGUCCUCGAAUGGCCAUUCUGGACAAAACUGGUUGUGGUGGCCAUUGGCUUCACGGGAGGCCUCGUCUUCAUGUAUGUACAGUGCAAAGUCUAUGUGCAGCUGUGGCGCAGGCUGAAGGCCUACAACCGUGUGAUCUUUGUGCAGAACUGCCCUGACACUGCCAAAAAGCUGGAGAAGAACCUCCCCUGUCACGUGAACACAGACAUCAAGGAUGCUGUAGUAGUGCCCGUGUCACAAAUGGGUACAAAUGUACUGCUGAGCACAGAGGGCGGAACCCCAGAAGUCAUACCAGUCUGAUGGGACCAGCUAACCUUGUUUCACCAGAGUCUGAAAUGCUUUCCAGCCCUCAGUGACUAGACAGCAGAAGUGAUCUUGCAUUGUUCCCCUACCCCAACCCUAGCUCCUUACCUACCUUCCAACAAAACAAAGAUGCAUCAGAUGAAAUGGGCCAACCACAGCAAAUGACCAGGAUCCCACAAAGCUGAGCCUAGGGUGGGAUGUGGACAUAUAUGUAUAAAGUCUGUUAAGAGAAUACUUUCUGAAAGGCAAUGCAAGCUCUUUGUGGCAAAUGAACUAAAACUAAAUGGAAACUCGUCACUGGUCACAGCAGCAAGAAGAAAGAGGGGGGAAGAACGAAGACUUGAAUUUCAAUGUGUAUUUUUACUUCUAGGGUCUUUUCUGACAAAGACUUCAUCUUCAAUAGUGAUGGGGAAUAGCAAACACAUCUAGCUUAAAAUCUUAAAGUUGCUUGCAUUAAUCCUAAAUCAAAUCAGGAAAAGACUUUAAAGAGGUUGGGCUACAUGAUUUCUAAGGUCCCUUCCAUUAGUAAAAUUCUAUAAUUCUAUAAAGGAUGCAUAUUUUUCUGAGACUUCACACUUUGACGGUAAAUAGAUUUUUACAGCUACCCUGGAGCCUGUUUUGACAGCUGCAUGAGUUAGAAAUAGAUGCAAUACACAUUCAAUUGUGUACAAGGAAACAUUUUUGAGAAAUGAUAUUCAACAAAUAUUUAUGAAGAACAGAGUUUCAAAAUAUUUUUUUGUUUUAUCUUUCAUGCAAAUGCCAACCAAAAUUCCAAGCCAACUACUUGGUCCUAUGUCUUCUCUGCUGCUACCAAAACAGAUGACCAUGCCUUGGAUUUCAAUACAGUGUCUGAAUAUUUUGUAGAACAGAAGCUUCACUACUUACUGUAUUAAAAGGAUUCACAAGCUUAUAAUUCUUAAAAAGCAUUAAAUUCAGUUCUAUCCAAGUACCCUGCUUGAAUGGUUGAAGUGCUAUCCCUCAACAGGUUAAAAACCAAGUUGCAGUAUAACCAACUUCUUCUCUGAAGCAUAUGGGAGUGGAAAAUGCAAUUUAAAGUUGCUUUUGGUUCUACAACUAAAAGCCUAAAAUUAUGAGAUUUUAUAUAGUCUAUUAAAUAGUGCCCAGAUAAGAAUUUGUUAGGGCAAUGAUGACAGAGCAUCUAGACUUUUUUAAAAGACCAGUGUCUCUGCUUUGCUCUGUUGGUUUUGGUGAAUCCCACUCUGAGAAAAUGGAGCUCAGCAGGCUUGGCAGCUCAGUUGUUAUAAUGUUCUUUGCAUAUUCAUGUAAAACUAAAGUGUGAAUGACAUUGCAGUGAGCUAGACUAUUGAUCAUAGGUAUAACGGUGUGCUCAAAGAAAGAUGUCCUACAUAAAAAACAAACAAAAAAAAAAAGGUGUGUGAUUUGCUUUUGUUAAUUGUCAUAUUUAUUAUUGUGGCAAGACAGCCAUGAUGGCCAUAAGAACCAGUGCACGGUUUGCACAAGUCUGGUUAUCACGCUGAUGCAAUUUGUAAUUACCUGAGUCUCUUCUGUGCUCUUGUGGUUCACGGAUUUUGUCACAGGAAGAGGAAAACAAAACCCCUUCCAGGGAGGAGAUGGACUAUGUUUAACUGGUAGUAACUAUCUCCAGAGUCCAAACAAUCCCAAUUCCUAGAAAUACUAAGUAUGAUGAACAAUUUGUCAGUUUUUUUAAAUGUAUUCAUGUAUAUACACAGCAGCAAAAUGUAAUGGUUUUCCGAUUGUCAUAGGACCAAGUUUGUAUAAAUCAUUGCUCUGCAAGGUGGUGUGGAGGGUAAUGAGAUGAGGAAGCAAGCAGAUAAAAUAACAUGGGUAGAAAUGAAAUGCACCAACUAUGGACAGACACAAGUGUGAUCAGUUGCAUUUUUUAAAAACCUGGGCCCUUAAAGAACUAAAAUCUUAAUUAAGUUAUUCUAAAAAUUCUGAUCCAAAGCUUUAAAGUGAAUCCAUGACUUUAACACUAGCUUUGAAAGGCUUAACCAUGGGUUUCACACAAGAGUAUUAAUUAAUCUUGCUUCAAUUUUCUAACUCAUUCUCUUGGGCUUUAUAGAAAACAGUCCAUUUUUUUCAAAUGGAUUAGCAAUGAUAAAAGACAUUUUCGGAAAACAUUUCACCUGAAAAACAUUUUGAAUAUCACUGUUUUCACCUAUAGGGCACGGUUAUUUCUGUAAUAACCACCCCAAGCAAAUUUAAAGCAAUCUCUUUAUAAACCUAGCCAUCACAGACAUAUGCACAAUCCAUACAACGGUGGUGAGAUGAGGCAGUAAAAUGAGGUCUCAUUGAUUCUGGGCUUGCUUAAUGCUAAGAAAAUGAUUCCCAAAGGGGGGUGGGAGGCACUGAGAAAAGAUGGCAAGUUGUUAACAAACUUGAUAGGAUUUAAGGUUACUGUACCAAGAAAAAAUAGUGUAAAAGGUAGUAACCCAAUAUUUUGUUCUGUAGUUCCUCUCUAUGCUGCAUUUUCAUUAACCCCCAAAGCAUUUCUGAUUCAGAUUCUUUGUGCAAUUGUCAUGCAAUGUCUAGUCAGUCAUCUUUCAAUCUGAAAAAAACUAUUUAAACAUCUAGUGUUAAAGGUUUAUUCUUUUGAAUUUUGUAUGGUAAUGAUGCAUAUAGCCUUUCCAAUGGAGGAUUCCACUCUUUUUGGCAUUCAAUAGUUGUUUCUGAACUCUUGAAGUGUUGCUCUGGAGACUGAAAAUAAUACUGCCAAAAAAAAAAUUUAUUCCCUGCAAAGAGCAUUAAAAAAAAUCCAUGUAUUUUUAUGGAUAUAAAAUAAAAUGGAACUACACUGAAAUAACCAGCUACCAGCUCUCAUUCAAAACCCAGAUUGGGAAAUAAUCAUUUUGGAUAAUAGUGUAAGCCAAUAAGAGUUUUACCACUCAAGUAUUAUGCAUAUUAUAGAAAAAUUAAGAUGAGAUUGUGGAUCAUAAGAAGAAUGAACCUCCAAAAAAAUUGUGGAGCCUUAAAAGUUAAUUCAUCCAAUGUAACAGAAAAACACAGAAGCAGGAGAGGCGGGAGAAGAAUAGGGUGGAAGAGGGGAGAUGGGGAAAAAGAAGGAAAAAGAUAAAGGCUGCUGAAGGAAGGAAUCUAAAUGAGUUAUCUUUAAGAAGGCUCCAGGACUCAGUCUAAACUGCACUUUAAUAAUAGACAGUUAUAACUCUAGACGGAUAAACAGCAUUGAUCAUAUAGCUACCUUCUGCAAACACUUAUGAUUUUUUAAUUUGUUUAGUUUUUGCAAAAGGUGCCUUAAGUACCUACAACUGUCUCUAUUUUAUUAGGCUGGGGAAAUGAGCUCACUGUAGUGAGGAAAAUAUUAGGGGGAAAUAACACUGACUUAGAAAAUACAGAUUAUUUCAGUUGUCUAUACUGACAUGAAUCUCAUUUUUUCUUGAUUCUAUAAAGAUUUAGGGGAAAAAAUGGACCUUUUUACUUUUUUUUUUUAAUUAUGAUUCUCCAAGGUUUACAGUUUAACCAAGAAGGGUGAAAGCAGUUUUAUUCUUAAAUCAGCCCAAUGGUGCUAUUUCACAUACCCACAAAACUGAAUGGAAGUACUGUUAUUUUGGGCUACAGUGUUUCCUCCACAUCUGAAGAAAACCCAUUCUGAAAGUGAACACUGCACUUACACAAAUAGAAGAAUAUUCUGGUUGUGUGCAAUUCUUGAGAUUGGGCAUUUGUGUUAUUUUGGUUUAACCCAAUUAUGUUGCAUAAACAAUUAGAUGUUUUGUGAACUAACGUGUACUAAGUAAGAAAAUGAAGGACAAGAAAAUAUCUGUGGAAGAAAAAGUUUGUAUAUUAAAAAAGUGACCUGAACCUCU
Trichosurus vulpecula (common brushtail) is the source of this 4794-nucleotide messenger RNA. RefSeq names its product membrane associated ring-CH-type finger 1 (gene MARCHF1). Gene Ontology annotation, molecular function: MHC protein binding; ubiquitin protein ligase activity; zinc ion binding. Gene Ontology annotation, cellular component: late endosome membrane; lysosome; cytoplasm. The record is from RefSeq and is a predicted model, not a curated record. Bases 98 to 967 code for a protein of 289 amino acids. Gene Ontology annotation, biological process: protein polyubiquitination; antigen processing and presentation of peptide antigen via MHC class II; immune response. Lineage: Eukaryota; Metazoa; Chordata; Mammalia; Diprotodontia; Phalangeridae. The transcript has 7 exons.